Molecule: messenger RNA, 1324 nt
Organism: Cloeon dipterum
Lineage: Eukaryota; Metazoa; Arthropoda; Insecta; Ephemeroptera; Baetidae
Product: CDAN1-interacting nuclease 1
Exons: 5
Coding region: 343-1182 (279 amino acids)
Source: RefSeq, a predicted model, not a curated record
GAAGCGUCAUCUAGCUGUGGGCGUGUACGGUAGGCCCAGGGUAGGCCAGACUGGUCAGAGAGGCAGAGAGUCACCCAAAACAUAAUAGCUGACUCAAGAACUCAAAGUUGGUUUCUUGUUCCCUGGAUUAAAUCAGAAGUAGCCGUCUUAAGAAGUAUCUACAUAAAUCAAAAUCAUUUGAACAAGAAGAAAAUAUUAUAUAUUAUGUGACCCCGAGAACCCUUGCAAUUAAAAAAGAAAUCAUAUUUCAAAGGCUUCAGGCAGUGGAAGACUGAGCAAAAAGGUAAAAAGACGAGACAGUUCCAUGUGAGGCAGACAGUGCGGCUUUCAUUGGCGAGUAAAAUGAAGAAAGAGGAAUUUGACCAAAUAGUUCGUGCCAUCAACUCGCAAAAGGGAUCAACAUGCUGUCACACCAUGAUUGUUUUUUUGAAGAACUCUUUCCCAAACACCUCAGAACAGUCCCUCCGCAGCAUCUAUUCUCAAGAAGUUUGCAGAAAUAUGAAGUUUACGCACGGUCGGCACAAAGCAAAAGGGGCUGAAUACUUGAAAAAGUACAUGGAAGAGCGCUCCGUUGGGAAGUCAACUCUGCUGACCAUGGCUGCCGAUCUUCAUUUCUCACCAGCUCUUUUGGCUAAAGUGAUCCUUGAUGCGAUGGCGUGUGACAGCUCGGAAGGAACUUUGACCAAAUGUGCCACCAAUAAGAUGUUGAGGGACACCAGUUUGAUCGAUGACCGUAUUCUUGCUCAGGACGUACACCUCUGUGUGUUGAGCGAUGAUCACUAUGGACCGCUGUCUGAUUCUAUCAGCCGCUCUUUAGGGCAGCAGUACGAGCACACGCUUGGUCUUCAGCUCAUGGAAAAACAAAUCCCCUUUUUAGCAGAAGACCGACUGAGAGAAUUGGGAUUAGACAAAACACCUGAUAUCAAACUAGAGGUCCCGGUAGCAGUAGAUGGUUUUGUUAUCCACUGGAUAGAGAGCAAGGCUUUGUUUGGAAGUGAAGAAUGGCACGACAGAUUUGUGAAAAAGCAGCUGUCAGCUUAUUGGAACCGAUUCGGACCAGGGUUGGUCAUCUACUGGUAUGACUACGUUGACACGAUCAAGUCAAUGCACGAAAAGCAUCUUAUGGUUGCCAACUGUCUGCCUCCCAACAUUGUGAUGAUGGACCCUCUUAAAAGACCAUAGAUGAUGAGUGGAGGACUUGCUCCAUCAAAAAGUACUGUGUACCUUUCAAAUUUACCCUUUUCCUUAACUAACAACGACAUCCACAAGAUUUUUGAGAAGCAUGGAAAAAUUGCCAAAGUGACCGUCGUCAGAGACUCUGAGC